UUCCCUCUAUUCCCUCCACCCCAUUCUAGCGCCGAUCGGGGCAGAGCAGAACAUAACGUAGCGGAGGUGCCGUCUCCGAUCGCGAAGUCUGCCAGCUGGAAGCCAUGAUUCGGGCGGUGAUAGUGAUGAACACCCAGGGCAAGCCCCGCCUUGUCAAGUUCUAUGACUUCCAGCCACCGGAGAAGCAGCAAGAGUUGAUCCGCAGCGUCUAUGGAGUUUUAUCCGAGAGAGCAGACAACGUUAGCAACUUCGUCGAGGCAGACGCAAUCUUUGGCCCGGGUACUCAGCUGGUGUACAAGCAUUUUGCCACUUUGUAUUUUGUUUUUGUGUUUGAUAGUGCUGAAAAUGAGCUAGCUAUGCUUGAUCUUAUACAAGUGUUCGUUGAGACACUGGACAGAUGCUUCAAGAAUGUAUGUGAGCUGGACAUGGUGUUCAAUUUCAACAAGAUGCAUAUGCUUUUAGACGAGAUUAUAUUUGGAGGCCAAGUGUUGGAAACUAGUUCUGAGCAAGUGUUGAAGGCCGUGGAGGAGAUUGCAAAGUUAGAGAAAUCUUCAAGUGCAAUCAGUCUCGUUCCCAAGUCUGUUUCAGCAAGGUUCGGCCGCUAGUUUUGACAGGUGCAGUUAAGACUAGUGCCAGUUCUUUUUGAAGUCUGGGUAUUGGAUCACGUCGUCUCACUUAAACCACUUAAUCAAGUUGAUUAGGAGUGUCGACGAUGUUUUCUGAUGUCAAUGCAGUAACUCCAUUGCUGAGAUGCAAUUUCUUCUAAUUCUCUGUUAUUGAAUAAAACCGUGAAGAUAUGUCAACUUUAUUAAUGGCAGAAAUUUGAUUGCCAUUGGUGAGUCACAGUAACAAUGAAAAUGGCUCUUUUAGUGAGAUUAUGUGAGCAAAUGCCUGAACCAAAAUAUAUUAUUGGUAUGAGAGCUUGUACUUGAAAUCUGAAAUGUAAUAAGGAAAGCCACUAUGUUUACACCCA
This is a messenger RNA of Elaeis guineensis (African oil palm), 973 nucleotides long. RefSeq names its product AP-3 complex subunit sigma. Gene Ontology annotation, cellular component: membrane coat; AP-3 adaptor complex. Lineage: Eukaryota; Viridiplantae; Streptophyta; Magnoliopsida; Arecales; Arecaceae. Gene Ontology annotation, biological process: Golgi to vacuole transport; intracellular protein transport. The record is from RefSeq and is a predicted model, not a curated record.